This is a messenger RNA of Ctenocephalides felis (cat flea), 2332 nucleotides long. RefSeq lists its product as uncharacterized. The coding region runs from base 124 to 2313 and encodes 729 amino acids. NCBI's taxonomy places the organism in Eukaryota, Metazoa, Arthropoda, Insecta, Siphonaptera, Pulicidae. The transcript is spliced from 6 exons. Gene Ontology annotation, cellular component: nucleus. Gene Ontology annotation, molecular function: protein binding. The record is from RefSeq and is a predicted model, not a curated record. Gene Ontology annotation, biological process: negative regulation of meiotic nuclear division; regulation of mitotic nuclear division.
ACAAAUUCAAUGGCAAAAACAACACAGCUGCCAAAUAUAUCUGAAAUAUUUUACAAAUAUUAAGCAUAUCAAUGAAAGCUUAUAUUUUUAUAUUAUAAUUUUAUGCAAUAAAUAUUUUAUAUAAUGGAUAACGUAAGUACCAUUGUAACAAUAGUUCCAAACAAUGACAGUACCCCUCUAAUAAAAAAUGACAAAAUUUCAAAUGGUUUAUCAAUAUGGAGUUCGGGAGAAAGUGGCUAUUAUACAACACCAGGCUCUGUGGAUAAUAGCUUAUUUUCAUCUUCUACAAAGUUAGGCCCUAUUGCUAUAAUACCAUGUGAAACACCUAAGUUACGAGGUCAGACAAGACCUCGAAAACGAGCAUCAAGCCUUACUGAUAUGAUCGAUAGCCAUUUGAUUGAAACAAAUAGUUCUUUACCUGAAUUUGAUUCUGGUUAUCUUGAGGACAAUGUUUUUUCUGUGAAUAAAAAGAAUAGUGAUCAAGAUAUGGAGAUACAUAGGUCUCAUAAAAGAUUAUGCAAACAAAAAAUUAAAGUUCAGAUGCCAUUGAUAACUUUAAUUGAAGAACAAAGCAAUGAAUCAAUAUUUGAAAAUGCCAUUGAAAGUUCAUCAUUUUUCGAGCACAGUCAUUCAUCUGUAGAAGAACGAGCUAUUCAACAAUUUAUGAAUAAUAAUUUUGAAAGUGAAAAAGAUUUAUUUGGAAAACAAAAUAAGAAUAAUAUUUUGUCAGACUCCAAAUCCUGUCCAGUAACUCCUGAGAAGCAAAUGAAAUCAAAAAUAGUAAUAUCUAGUCCUAUCAGUAAUAGUAAAAGACCUAAUCCAGAAUCAAAUAUUAAUAAAUUUUAUCCGCCAAUAUUUUAUGAACAAAAUCAAAGCUUAAGCAUAAAGGUGUCUAAGAAUGAUGAUUUUAAUAUUAAAAGAACUCCCACAAAAAGAUUAGGAAUAUCAGCCGAGUCUGAGAAAAAUAAUAUCUUAUAUCACUUCAGACCAAUAACGCCUCCAAAGUCAGCUUAUUCUACUCAAAUAAUAUCCCCAAAUAAGAAUAAAACAAAUACAAAAAAUAAAAGUGAUAAAAAAUUAUCUGCUAAAAUUAAAUUAGAGUUUUUACAUCUUCAAAAAAUUGAUAUCAUGGAUAAGCUUGCUGAAUUUGAUUUGGUUUGGGGUGUUCUGAAGUAUCUUUUUGAUGAGGAUUUAUGCAGGUUCUGUAUGGUUUCUAAACGCUGGCGUGAUAUUUGUUUGAAAGAUUCCAGAGCAAGUAAGCGCAGGUCGAAAUAUUUACUUGAAAAACGUCGGGAUAAAGAGAAUUAUGUGUUAGCUGCCAAAAAAAAUUCUGGUGAAGCAAGCGACAUAUUGAAUGAAGUGAAAAAUAUAGUUAGUAGAAAAAAUUUUGCUGAAAUUCAAAAUAGUAAUGACAAAAGAAUAAAAGGCACUGCAGUGCUAAAUUGCAACAGUGAUAAUAAUAGCAAUAUAAGUGCCAGCCCACCUAUAAGUCCAAGAAGAGCAACUUUACUUAAAUUCGUACAGGCUGGAAAAAAAUUGGAUCCUCAAAAAUGUCUGAAAAAAUGUCCUAAAUGCUCAGGCCCAGCACAUCCAUCAUUGAAGAGAUUAAAUAAAGGUUCUCCAAAUAAUUACUGUUUUGAAUCUAAAAAGAAGGAAGAAAAUUUGCAGUAUAAAAAAGCUAAAGUAAGAAAUCAUUCAUAUUCAAAUUCCCAAGGAAAAGGUAUAGGUAAUAAAUUUCACAAAAGGAAUUCCCAAAAUGCUGAAGUUAGUAACAUUUUCAAAGAACACUCUCAAACAAGUUCCAGAGAUGAAAAAGCAAUUAAGGCAAAUCAUUCUAUAUCAUGUAAAAGUUUGUUUGAAAAUAAUAGUGAAAACAACUCAAGCAUUUUUAAAUCUGAAGGAAAGCAAAUACUAUAUGACAAAGCUUCAAUCAAUUUGAAGUGGUCAAACAGGAAUGAGUUAAAUAACUCCACCAGUAGCCGAAAGAAAAAAAAUUGUACAGAUAAUGUAUGCCUCUCUAGAGAAAGAUCUGAUAAGACAAUGAAAGAUAACAUUUGUGACAUCAACAGUCUAGCAUAUAAAUCAAAUCACCAAGAUAAUGAAAAUGAAAAUCAAAUAAUAGAAUAUAAUUGUGAUUCUUCUAGAUGUGGAUAUGCAUUUUGUGUGUUGUGCCUUGGACCUGCCCAUGUUGAUGGUUUUUGUCCUCAGGCUGAACUACAAUUACAAGAGCGUAGUCCUACCAGAUUAACUCAAGAAAAUGAAACUUAUCGGAACAGUAAAAAAAUUAAGAAGAGUUUAAGAAGACUACUUUAGUACAAUCAUUUUAAAUAUU